AUGGCCGCAGCUCCCGAGGAAGAAGCUCAGGACAUCUUCUACGUGUGCGAGAAGGCACUGAAGACCGUCAAAGAGAAGCUCGAGAAGGGCGAAGACAUCACGGAGGACCUGGUGAAUGAACUCACAUUGCCAGACAAGGUGGCUGAUGAGGAGAUGAUGGUCCCCGUGGAUAUGCGCGGUGUGGGCGAGGACUACGACGACGUGGAGCAGAUGCUAGAGAAGCUCGGCAACAAAGGCACCGCGGAGGCUUUCAUCAAGGCUGCGGACUACUUUGAGAAGAACAAAGACAAAGUGCCUGAAGCUGAUCGUCCUGCCCCGAUGACGGCGAAGCAGUGGAAGGAGGUGCUCGACCAGGAUCAACUCCUCGAGGAUGGGGAGGAGGAGCUCCUUGACAUGGAGGGCGAAGAGGAGGACAUGGCCGACCUCGAUGAAGACCCUGAGGAGGAAGGCGAGGCCGCCGAGCCGCCAAGCAAGAAGGCAAAGACAGACUGA
Molecule: messenger RNA, 492 nt
Organism: Symbiodinium sp. CCMP2592
Lineage: Eukaryota; Dinophyceae; Suessiales; Symbiodiniaceae
Source: the annotation of a GenBank genome assembly